Messenger RNA from Chinchilla lanigera (long-tailed chinchilla), 1689 nucleotides. RefSeq names its product group-specific component (vitamin D binding protein) (gene Gc). The record is from RefSeq and is a predicted model, not a curated record. The coding region runs from base 61 to 1491 and encodes 476 amino acids. Gene Ontology annotation, molecular function: vitamin transmembrane transporter activity; vitamin D binding. Gene Ontology annotation, cellular component: blood microparticle; cytoplasm. Gene Ontology annotation, biological process: vitamin transport. The transcript has 13 exons. Lineage: Eukaryota; Metazoa; Chordata; Mammalia; Rodentia; Chinchillidae.
UCAUUUUUUUCUCAGUAACCUGCAGUAACAGAAGUUGCUGCAGGACUCCCUGGCGGAGCAAUGAAGACAGUCUUGGUUUUCCUGCUCACUGUAGCACUGGGGUGUGCUUUAGAGAGAGGCCGAGACUAUGAAAAGGAGAAAGUCUGCAAGGAGCUUGCCCAUCUGGGAAAGGAUGACUUCAGAACUCUGUCACUAGUGCUCUAUAGUAGGAAGUUUUCCAGCGGCACCUUUGAGCAGGUCAGCCAGCUUGUACAGGAAGUUGUCGCCUUGACAGAAGAGUGCUGUGCCGAAGGAGCCGACCCCGACUGCUAUGACAACCGGACCUCAGCCUUGUCCGCCAGGUCCUGUGAUAGCGACUCUCCUUUCCCCGUGCACGAAGGCAUUCCCGAGUGCUGUGCCACGGAGGGCCUGGAGCGGAAGCUCUGCAUGGCCGCCCUGAGCCACCAGCCGAAGGAGUUCCCCACCUACGUGGAGCCAACGAAUGACGAAAUCUGUGAGGCAUUCAGUAAAGAUCCGAGGACAUUCGCUGACCAAUUUUUGUAUGAAUACUCCAGUAAUUAUGGACAGGUUCCACUACUACUUUUAGUUGGUUACGCAAAGAGUUAUCUCUCUAUGGUCGGGUCCUGCUGCACCUCCCCAAGUCCAACCCUGUGCUUUGUGAAAGAAAGACUCCAGAUUAGACACUUAUCACUCCUGACCAGUAUGUCCAAUCGGUUCUGCUCACAAUAUGCUGUCUAUGGAAAGGAGAAAUCAAGGAUCAGCUAUCUCAUAAAAUUAGCCCAAAAAGUGCCUACUGCUGAUUUGGAGGAUGUUUUGCCACUAGCUGGAGACAUCACCACAAUGCUCUCUAAAUGCUGUGAGUCCACCUCUGAGGACUGCAUGGCCAAAGAGCUGCCUGAAUUCACAGUAACAGUCUGUGACAAAUUAUCCAAGAAGAAUUCUAAGUUUGAAGAAUGUUGUCAAGAAGAAACGCCCUUGGGCAUUUUUACGUGCAUAUACUUCAUGCCAGCUGCCCCAUCACCAGAGCUGCCAGCCAUCGAGUUGCCCACGAAUACAGAAGUGUGUGGGCAAAAAAACACCAAGGCCUUGGAUCAGUAUACAUUUGAACUAAGCAGAAGAACCCCUAUUCCAGAAGUAUUCCUCAGCAAAAUACUGGAGCCAACCCUGAAAGGCCUUAAUGAAUGCUGUGACUCUGAAGACUCUUCCGCCUGCUUUACUGACAAGGGUUCUCAACUGAAGAAGAAAUUAUUUUCUUUCAUUAAGAAAGGACAAGAAUUAUGUGCAGAUUAUUCAGAAAACACAUUUACUGAAUACAAGAAAAAAUUGGCAGCGCGACUAAGAACAAAACUCCCCGAUGCCACGCCCACGGAACUGGCUGGCCUGGUGGACGAACGCUCGGACUUUGCCUCCAAGUGCUGCUCCAUAAAUUCGCCACCUCGCUACUGUGAUGCACAGAUUGAUGCCGAAAUGAAGGAUAGUCUGCAGUCAUAAAGCACAUGGGUCAUCGUAGACCUAGCCCUGGAACAACCAUGGAAUGAGCUCUGAUGGCCAAUCCAAAGCAUCCAUGGAGACCCUAGAAUACUCUCUACCUUUUCCUGCUACACUGUCUUCAUAGAAUGGUCACCAUGAUGAUUUGCUACGGAAAUAAAUUGAAAUAUAAUAAAAACAAUAAAUACAUCUAAGAAUGAC